CCCAAGAGCACACUCUCCCUCCCUACUCUCUGUUCUUCUACAACCAUGGAAGCCACUCUCUUCAGCUUCCAUUCCUCCAAACCCCCAUCACCCUCCCUAACCCAAACCCAACACAAUUCCCUCCUAACCCGACCCGCCACAAACCCAUUUCUCUCCCUCGCUCCCCGCCCCGCCCGCCACCACCACCGCCUCCCCACAAUCCGCUCCGCCAUCUCCCGCACCAAAAAGGAACAGACCGUCGAGACCAUCAAGGAAAACCUCGAGAACUGCCACCUCAUGGCCGGGAUCCGUUACAAGGGCCUCACCGUCAAGCAAUUCCAAGACCUCCGGAAAGUCCUGCCGGAAACGACCAAGCUCAUUGUGGCGAAGAACACCCUGGUCUACAAGGCAAUCGAGGGGACGCCGUGGGAGGCGCUGAAGCCGUGCAUGACGGGGAUGAACGCCUGGAUGUUCGUCCACAGCGAGGAAAUCCCGCCGGCCAUUAAGCCGUACAGGGAUUUCCAGAAGGAGAAGAAGCUCGACAGCAACGACUUCACCGGGGCGGUUUUCGAAGGGAAGUUUUACGGGCCUGGGGACUUUAAGCAGCUCGAGACAAUGCCGACGAGGGCGGAGAUUUACGCUAAGUUGCUUGGGACGUUGAAUAGUCCGGCGUCGAGCUUGGUGGGGACGAUUCAGGCGCCGGCGAGGGAGUUGGUCAUGCUUUUGAAGGCAUAUGUGCAGAAAUUGGAGGAGGAAGGCGGCGGCGGGGGGCAAUAGUGGUGUAGUAAAAGGAGAGGAUUUUGAGCCUGUGUAAGUGUAUCUUGAAAGACCCAACUGUCGAUUUUUGGUGUUUUUCUGAUGUUGUAGCAUGAUUGCGGUUUAUAUUCGAGCUGUAAAUUUAUGUACAAUUGAAGUUUUAGCAAGCAAUGAUCUUGAAUUUUAUGGCUA
Pyrus x bretschneideri (Chinese white pear) is the source of this 927-nucleotide messenger RNA. RefSeq names its product 50S ribosomal protein L10, chloroplastic. Gene Ontology annotation, molecular function: structural constituent of ribosome. The record is from RefSeq and is a predicted model, not a curated record. Gene Ontology annotation, biological process: translation. The transcript has a single exon. NCBI's taxonomy places the organism in Eukaryota, Viridiplantae, Streptophyta, Magnoliopsida, Rosales, Rosaceae. Gene Ontology annotation, cellular component: large ribosomal subunit. The coding region runs from base 46 to 756 and encodes 236 amino acids.